AUGUCUACAAUUGCCCAACCUCGAGAAAGCUCCGUGAAUGGGCGUCGCGUUCCUUUACUCACGACACCUACUUCCUCAACACGACCGAGUCUAGACCAUUCCCGUUCAUCUGAACCAUCUCCGAAUCGAGGAUCCUCAGUCGCGAUACCUCGACGCAACCGUGCCGCUUUGCGAGAAUAUUAUAACCUCAGAAAAGGACAAGACGCUCCCACUGACGAUGCGGCAUCCGAAGUUUCCUCAAUACACUUUGAUAGUGAGGUACAAGAAAGCGAAAUGGACAAGGACGGAUUUGAUGGGGAGAAAUAUGUGAAAGAGGUUCUGGAAAAGCAAACAUUGGGAGAGCUAUUACGGACCUACAAUGGAGUUCUGACCGAUAUAAGGGCUUUAGACGCGGAGAAAAAGGCACUGGUCUAUGAUAAUUACAGCAAGUUGAUUGCGGCAACAGAGACAAUCAGGAAGAUGAGGACAAACAUGGACCCAUUAAAUCCAAUGGCCAGUACGCUCGACCCGGCUAUCGCGAGUAUCUACGAAAGGGCUGAGAAGAUUAAGGUUGAGUUGAAGGAAGGCAUUCCGGAAUCACAAAGGAGACUCAUGGAGAUGGGGGCAGAGGAAAGGACGACAUUCCAGAAGAAACAAAACAUGAAGAAGCUUGUAAUUCAAGUAUUGGAGACACCUGAGAAGCUAAGAUCAUUGGUAGCGGGGGCAAUGAAGACGAAGCCAGAUUGGAAUGGGAAAAAAUCUCAACAGAGAGGUGUAGGGGGAAGUGACGUGCAGGCCUGUAUAGAAGACGGAGAGUCAGCCUUGAGGGGCGAGCCUCCAAAUGAGAAGAGCUGGGUUAACAUAAGAGCAAAGAGAUCAUCAUGA
This is a messenger RNA of Botrytis fragariae, 864 nucleotides long. Its product is annotated as putative vps51 vps67 protein. NCBI's taxonomy places the organism in Eukaryota, Fungi, Ascomycota, Leotiomycetes, Helotiales, Sclerotiniaceae. The record is from RefSeq and is a predicted model, not a curated record. Gene Ontology annotation, cellular component: membrane; GARP complex; EARP complex. Bases 1 to 864 code for a protein of 287 amino acids. The transcript has 2 exons. Gene Ontology annotation, biological process: Golgi vesicle transport; retrograde transport, endosome to Golgi; lysosomal transport.